AUGAUGUAUGCUGCAACUACUGGUGAUAUUUCAUCUAUUCAAAGAUAUCUUUUAUUGGGUGCAAGUAUCGCUGAAAGAGAUUAUGAUGAUCGUACUGUUUUACAUGUUGCUGCAGCACAUGGUAAUGAGAAUGUUCUCAAAUUUUUAUUGCAACGAUGGCAAGAAAGUCCAGAUCCAUUGGAUCGUUAUGGACGAAACCAUUGGAUGAUGCUAGAGAAUUUGGUCAUAGUAAUUGUGUGGAAAUUUUAG
Messenger RNA from Brugia pahangi, 249 nucleotides. The record is from the annotation of a GenBank genome assembly. NCBI's taxonomy places the organism in Eukaryota, Metazoa, Nematoda, Chromadorea, Rhabditida, Onchocercidae.